Messenger RNA from Suillus clintonianus, 1264 nucleotides. Its product is annotated as major facilitator superfamily domain-containing protein. NCBI's taxonomy places the organism in Eukaryota, Fungi, Basidiomycota, Agaricomycetes, Boletales, Suillaceae. The record is from RefSeq and is a predicted model, not a curated record. The transcript is spliced from 9 exons. Gene Ontology annotation, cellular component: fungal-type vacuole membrane. The coding region runs from base 177 to 1229 and encodes 350 amino acids. Gene Ontology annotation, biological process: transmembrane transport. Gene Ontology annotation, molecular function: transmembrane transporter activity.
UCGUGUGCGAAGCUGAUGUACAGGAAUAUAUUGGUCGAUGGAUCGUCCAGCACGCAAAUAUUUAUGGGUCAAACGUCACCCUCAGGUUGCAGCAUGCAAUUAAUGAAACGAUUAUCGUAGCGCUCAGGCCUCUAUGUAUAUGUACAUCUCCUGCUGUCACCCGUCCCAAUUAACGUAUGGCAGUCGAAACUAAACCUCAAACACUUUUUACGGAACCACGGGCUGCCCAAGAGCACAAAGGGGGGUCAGAGGAACUGGAAGUUGAAUACCCAGUCUCCAAGCACUCCGCCCUUCUUUCAGAUUUGCAAGAAUUUCCAGAAGGUGGUCUUGCGGCUUGGUCCACUGCUUUUGGAUCGUUUCUUAUACUGUUCUGUGGUUGGGGUUAUACGACUUCAUUUGGUGUCUACCAAGACUUCUACACUCAGUAUUACCUCACAAAUGAGACAUCAUUUACUAUUUCAUGUAUCGGGAGCUUCAAUGCGUUUUUAGGCACCGCUGUAAGCCUUAUAGCAGGCUCACUAUAUGAUCGGGGUUAUUUCUACCAUCUCGUCAUUACCGGAUCGCUUCUGCAGAGUCUAUCUCUCUUCACGCUAUCAUUUGCGAAGCCCGAUCAAUACUACCAGAUACUCCUUACUCAAGGCUUAGGCUCGGGUAUUGCGUUGGGGCUUCUGUACGUCCCAAGCCUGGCUGUCGUCUCGCAUUAUUUCAGACGGAAGCGCACGCUGGUUAUGACGUUCGCCACCUUGGGCUCAUCGUUGGGUGCAAUCGUCCAUCCGAUUAUGCUCAAUAACCUCCUGAAUGGUCACCUUGGAUUUGCCAAUGGCGUGCGUGCAAGUGCAGGGUUGGUUAGCGCGCUCCUUUUGAUUGCAUGCUUGUGUAUGCGCACUCGCCUUGAUCCUCCUGCAACACCGGUGAACUACAUCGCGGCGGCUAGAAGAUGUCUUCGUGAUGUUCCAUUCAUUUUCAUGGUAGCAGGGGCAUUUCUUUUCCAGAUUGGCUUCUACUACCCGCUAUUCUUUCUUCAACUCGACUCUAUCAAGCAUGAUAACAGCAUCAUAUUUUCGUUCUACUCACUUGUGAUUUUAAAUGCGUGCAGUUCUGUGGGACGAGUUACAUCAGGGUACAUCGCCGCAUUUACCGGAGUACCAAACUUAACCGUGAUUGCGGCAAUUUCGUGCGGAUCGCUAAUUUUGGGCACCAUUGGAUUUAUAGGGUCAAAACAGAAAUAGGUUUCAAACUUGUAAAAAAAUAUCUUUUGGUGGGC